This is a messenger RNA of Arachis stenosperma, 1043 nucleotides long. RefSeq names its product origin of replication complex subunit 3-like. Gene Ontology annotation, molecular function: DNA replication origin binding. Gene Ontology annotation, biological process: DNA replication; DNA replication initiation. Lineage: Eukaryota; Viridiplantae; Streptophyta; Magnoliopsida; Fabales; Fabaceae. Gene Ontology annotation, cellular component: nuclear pre-replicative complex; nuclear origin of replication recognition complex; DNA replication preinitiation complex. The record is from RefSeq and is a predicted model, not a curated record.
AAUCCGUUGAUUCAGCCAUUUCAAUUUUCAAAGAGACUAAUUUUUGUUUAUUUCAAAUAUCUGUAGACUUCUGACCGAACAUUAUGCACGGAUCUCCCUACAGGAGCGCUUGGUCAACUGAUAAGGAGUUGGGAAAAACUUACCGCAGAUAUUUGAUAUUUCCGAGAUUCAUGAUAAAUUGAAAACAUUUAAAUCCUCAGUAAGAUGUGAAGAUAGGAGGAAUCCACGCAAGAGUUCCAAGGACAUAUCCAAGAGAUAUGGAUCGAAGGUUUUAGAUUCUGAGAAUGAGUCGACAAUGUUAAACUUGCGAGCUGUUGUUGCAUUUAUAGAUUGCUUAGUUAGAAAUUACAUGAGGCCCAUCGAAUGCAUGCCUUUUCAUGAAAUUUCCUGCUUCAAGAAUGUUGAGAAGCUUCAAGUGGUUUCGAUUGGAGAUCCAAGAAGUCAAGCUGAUUUGUUGGAUUCACACAAGAUUUUAAGGUGCAGUUGCUGUAACAAAACUGGCAAUUCCCUAUUGCCAUCAAGACAGGAUUCCUCAAUUCUGUAUUCCCUGUCCGAGCACGGAGAUCUUAUCAAUCUUCACGAUUGGUUCCAGUCUUUUAGAACAAUUCUUCACCAAAGAAAUAAACGGAUACCGAAGUCAAAGCAGUCACCACAGCCAAAGAAGAGAAAAGAUACAGCUGGAUCUGGAGACGAAAAUGAAUCCCCAAUCCAAGCACGCUUUUGCAGAGCAGUUACAGAAAUGCAGAUCACCGGGAUGCUUAGAAUGCCAAGCAAGAGGCGCCCAGAUUUUGUACAAAGAGUAGCAUUAUGUCCCUUGUCAUUUCCUAAUUCUCUUAUUCCAGUGUAAUUAUAAUUUUAUUUUCUUAAAUUAUUUACUUCCUCAUACUCCGGUCAGCACUUCGAUUGAUGCAUCUCAUCCAACACACAGGAUUUUGAAGGUAAGGCCAAAAGGAAUAACUGUGUUUUAUAGGGCCUAGUAGAGUAAUAUAUCUUAUAGGGCUUGUUUGGGUGAGUUUUUAAAAAAAAAAAAUUUUUUUAGUUAU